AUGACCCAGCAUGACAUUCUUGAAUGGGUCUCGAGUACCUACUCUAUGGUCGCGCAUAGUGAGUAUGAAACCCACAGUCUAGAAUCGACCCUCACCGAGAAUCAGAGAAAACCUCGACCGAACCCUACCACCGAGCAAUCCAGCUCAACCUUAGCGGGCUUCUCCCUGGACCCCGACACGCUAGGCGAUGUCGUCCAAGCUAAAAACCUCCGAGAGAUCCAGACUCUGGGUGGUGUGAGGGGACUGGAAGAUGCCCUGCAAACCGAUGUCCAUUCGGGCCUGAGCCUGAACGAGAUUCAUCUGGAUGCGGUCGUGGUGUCAACAAGUACUGCAUCCACGGAGAAGGUCACUACCCCUGAGCAUCCUGUCGAUACGCAUCUACAUCAGGAACCUUUUGUGGACCGAAGGAGAUAUUUUGGGGACAACCGGCUACCAACAAAACCAUCCCCGAGCUUCGUAUCGUUGAUGUGGGCUGCAUAUAACGAUCACGUUCUGUUCCUUCUGACCGGCGCCGCAAUCAUCUCACUUGCUUUGGGUCUUUAUCAGACUUUCGGCACCAAACAUUCUGCGGACAACCCCCCUGUCGAAUGGGUCGAGGGCGUCUCGAUUCUGGUCGCUAUUGUCGUGAUCACUCUUGCAGGUGCAGCCAACGAUUACCAGAAGGAGUUCAAGUUUCGGAAGCUCAAUAAGAAACAACAAGAUCGGAACGUGUGGGUGCUGCGGUCCGGGCGGACUCACGAAGUUCCCAUAUCAGACAUUGUCGUCGGUGAUGUCGUCCACAUCAACCCAGGCGACAUCGUGCCUGCAGAUGGAAUCUUGAUCAGUGGUCACCAGGUCAAGCUAGACGAGUCAGCAGCAACUGGGGAGUCUGAUCCAGUAGAUAAGCACACCGUCGAUACAGUCCGCGAUGCGUCUGAACAAAUUGACCCGUUCAUCCUUUCCCAUACCAAGGUUGUGGAAGGUGUCGGUGUUUACCUCGUGUUGGCAGCAGGCACAAGAUCCAGCUAUGGAAGAGUACUUCUUUCCCUUGACACAGAUCCUGGCUUUACACCUCUCCAAGUCCGACUGAGCUCUUUAGCUAAGAACAUCGCCCGGUUCGGUGCCCUUGCAGCGCUGGUACUUUUCGUCAUUCUAUUCAUCAAGUUCUGUGUCAGCCUUCGCAACAGUACUGAGUCAGCUUCGGAGAAAGGACAGGCCUUCUUGAACGUGUUCAUUCUAGCAUUGACGGUCGUUGUUAUUGCUGUCCCAGAGGGACUUCCGCUGGCAGUGACGCUGGCACUGUCUUUUGCCACUACGCGCAUGAUGCGAGACAACAAUCUGGUUCGGCAACUUCGCGCAUGCGAGACUAUGGGCCAGGCAACGGAUAUUUGCUCAGACAAGACUGGUACUCUGACACAGAACGAGAUGACAGUUGUGUCCUGUUUCUUUGGUCCCAACUCAUCCACUGAUCCGUCAGAUUCCACCGUGGAAAUUGAGACAAGCCGUCUCUCUGGUCAAUCUGCGUCACACUUAAGACAAUCUAUUGUCAUCAACUCGACGGCAAUUGAGAGCCGGGAGGGAUCUGGCCGUCAAUUUCUGGGCUCUCAGACCGAGGCUGGACUUUUGAGAUUUGCGCAAGACUAUCUGGGACUUGAUCAGUUGGACACUGAAAGAUCUAACGCAGAGGUCGUUGAUCUUCUCCCAUUCGAUGCCUCUCGCAAAUACAUGAUCACGAUCAUCAAGCUUCCUGGCGGGUCAUAUCGAGCUUACCUAAAAGGUGCCCCAGAGAUGCUUCUCCGAAAAUGUGCUACCAUAUCAGCACCACCAGGAGAGCAGCAUCAAGUCACAUUGAGUGACCAUGUCAUUGAGGGGAUUCACUUAAAGAUCUCCGAAUACGCCUCACGCUCGUUGCGUACUAUCGCUAUCUGCUAUCGUGAUUUAGACGCAUUGCCUGAGAGUGGUGGCGGUAUAGACUUUGAGCAAGUGAUGCAAUCAUUGACAUUCCAAGGUAUCCUAGGUUUACAGGACCCUCUCCGAGCCGACGCAUGGAGUGCUGUGGAUACGAGUCACAAAGCCGGACUAACAGUCCGAAUGGUCACCGGCGAUAACCCACUGACGGCUCGAGCUAUUGCUCAAGAAUGCGGAAUUAUCAGCAGUCCCGAUGACAUAGUGAUGGAAGGUGACGAAUUCCGCAAACUUGACGAAUCACAACAGAAAGAGAUCGUUCCACGCCUGAAGGUUCUGGCCCGGUCACGCCCAGACGACAAGCGAGUCUUGGUUCAGCGACUGAAAGAUCUCGGCAGAGUCGUAGCCGUGACCGGCGAUGGAACGAACGAUGCCCCAGCCCUCGCAGCCGCCGACAUCGGAUUCUCCAUGGGAAUAUCGGGUACCGAAAUUGCCCGCGAGGCGUCCUCAAUCGUGCUGAUGGACGACACGUUCUCAUCAAUUGUCAAGGCAAUCAUGUGGGGCCGAGCUGUCAGCGACGCAGUGAAGAAGUUCCUCCAGUUCCAAAUUACAAUCACGUUCACUUCCGUCGGGCUGGCUUUUGUUUCGGCAGUGGCUGAUUCCUCACAAGAGUCUGUUCUCACCCCCGUUCAGCUCAUGUGGGUAAACCUAUUUCAGGACACACUUGCUGCUCUGGCUUUAGCGACUGAUCCUCCUCCUCGGCGAAUUCUUGAUCGAAAGCCUGAGCCAACAUCAACCCCGUUGAUCACGCCUACGAUGUGGAAGAUGAUCAUUGGUCAGUCUAUCUAUCAGAUGGUCGUGACACUCGUUCUUUACUUUGCUGGCUCGUCGAUAUUUUCUUAUCACGGCGCUCACCAAACGUCCCAACUGCAGACUGCCGUCUUCAACACCUAUGUCUGGAUGCAGAUCUUCAAUAUGUACAACAACCGCCAAAUUGAACGAUCAUUCAAUCUCGUCGAAGGACUGCAUCGCAAUUGGUUAUUCAUCGCAAUCACUUCCAUCAUGAUGGGUGCACAGAUCUUGAUCAUGUUUGUGGGCGGACGCGCAUUCUCAAUCACAACUUUGACUGGGGACCAGUGGGCUUAUUCUUUAGUUCUUGGUGCCAUCUCCAUUCCCGUGGGAUUUCUUUUACAGGCUGUCCCUGAUGUCAUUGUUGAGAAGCCAAUGGCAGGCAUCGCAGGCCUUUGGGAGCGAUUGCGUCGUCGAUCGUGA
Molecule: messenger RNA, 3156 nt
Organism: Penicillium brevicompactum
Lineage: Eukaryota; Fungi; Ascomycota; Eurotiomycetes; Eurotiales; Aspergillaceae
Product: ATPase P-type K/Mg/Cd/Cu/Zn/Na/Ca/Na/H-transporter
Exons: 2
Coding region: 1-3156 (1051 amino acids)
Biological process (GO): intracellular calcium ion homeostasis; calcium ion transmembrane transport
Cellular component (GO): membrane; intracellular membrane-bounded organelle
Molecular function (GO): ATP binding; P-type calcium transporter activity; ATP hydrolysis activity
Source: RefSeq, a predicted model, not a curated record